AUCUAAUAACUUUUUAAAUCAGAUUUAAUUUCACUUUUUUUUGUUUUACCACACCUAAAAUUAAAAUGAAUGGAGCCGCCUCAUCCACUCCCUCUGUGCUUCUCGCGUAUCUUCUCCUUCUCUGGUUCUCGUCCGCCGAAUCCACACAGCAAUCUCUUAGGCGACCGGCGACGGCUUUCUCCUCGCGUCUCUCCCGACGAGGUAGUGUGCCUGCUCCGGUCUCGUUUAGCAGCCACCAUUCCUCCCACAGCCGCCACUCCUCUACCACGAAGAACUCACAACUCCGGCAAGGUGGGGAAGACAAGUGCGCAUGUACAUGUAAAUGAGAAAAUACAUAUAUGAAUUUCGCAAAGUUGGGUGCUUCUGCUGCAAUAAAAUUGAGUGCUCCCUUGAAAUCAGUUUCCAGUCUGACUAUAAACAUCUCAAUUUUGGAGUCCCUUCUCCUCCAUUGCCAGAAUGUCAAACACUUCUGCCAAAUUUUCUCACAAAUGGUAUCCACUGGGCUCAUCAAAGACACCUAUGCUGCAAGCAGAAUUCUCAAGUUUUCAGCCGAUUCUCCUUUCAUCGGCAUCAGCUGCACUGAGAAGAUAUUUGGUCACAUCGAAAACCCGAAUUGUUUUUCAAUAAACACCGUGAUGAGAGCUUAUGUGCAUCAUAACAUGCCCCAAAAUUUGAUCUUUUUGUAUAAAUUAACAUUGAGGGAUAACUUGUGUGUGGAUAAUUUUACGUACCCGAUUCUUUUUCAAGCUAGCAUUCUCCGGUGUUCAGUAUUUGAAGGCAGAGAGUUGCAUAGUCAUGUCUUCAAAAGGGGUUUCGGAUCAGAUGUUUAUGUUUGUAAUACUUUGAUUAACAUGUACGGAGUAUGUGGGAAUAUGGGCGAUGCAAGGAAGGUCUUUGAUGAAAGUCAUGUGCGUGACUUGGUUUCUUGGAACUCGAUCUUGGCAGGGUAUGUUCAAGCAGGGAAUGUUGUGGAAGCAAUGAUAAUAUAUGCACAGAUGCCUCAGAGGAAUGUAAUUGCGUCAAACUCAAUGAUUGUGUUGUUGGGUAGGUGUGGUAUGGUGGAUGAGGCUUGCCGUUUGUUUAAUGAGAUGGGUAGAAGAGAUUUGGUUUCCUGGACUGCGUUGAUUUCUUGCCAUGAGCAAAAUGGGCUUUAUAAAGAGGCUUUGGAUUUGUUCUUGCAAAUGAUUUCCAUUGGGAUUACUGUAGAUGAAGUUGUGGUGGUCACUGUGCUCUCUGCUUGUGCACAUUUGUUAGUUCUGGACACCGGAAAAUCAGUGCACGGGGUUGUUAUUAAGGUUGGUUUUGAAUCAUAUGUGAAUUUUCAAAAUGCUUUAAUUCAUAUGUACUCCUGCUGUGGUGAUUUAAAUUCCGCACGAAACAUGUUUGAAUCAAGUAGUCAUUUGGAUCAAAUCUCUUGGAAUUCCAUAAUUGCUGGCUAUGUAAAGUGCGGAUCAGUGGAAAAGGCCAGAGCGUUAUUUGAUUCUAUGCCUGAGAAGGAUUGUGUAUCAUGGACCACAAUGAUUUCCGGCUAUGCUCAAAAUGAUCAUUUCUCAGAGGCUUUAGCUUUAUUCCAUGAAAUGCUAUAUGGACACAUUGAGCCCGAUGAGAUCACUUUAGUUAGUGUGCUUUCAGCUUGUGCCCACCUUGCAGAAUAUGAACAAGGCAAAUGGAUUCAUGCAUAUAUCAGGAAUAAGGGGCUUAAAGUUAAUAUCAUUCUUGGUACCACUCUUAUUGACAUGUACAUGAAAUGUGGCUACACAAAGAAUGCUAUGGAGGUCUUCUAUGGAAUGGAAGACAGAGGUGUUUCUUCCUGGAAUGCUUUAAUUCAUGGGUUGGCCAUGAAUGGAGAGGUUCAAAGAUCACUCGAAACAUUUGAAGAAAUGAAGAAAUGUGGAGUAACUCCUAAUGAGGUAACCUUUUUGGCAGUUCUUGGUGCUUGUAGACAUAUGGGGAUGGUAGAUGAAGGUCGUCAUUAUUUUGAUUCCAUGGUGAAGUCGUACAACAUUGAGCCUAAUUCGAAACACUAUGGGUGUAUGGUCGACUUACUUGGCCGUGCGGGACUGCUUCGCGAAGCUGAAAAGCUCAUUCAGAGCAUGCCUAUGGCUCCGGAUGUCCCCACGUGGGGCGCUUUGCUUGGAGCUUGCAUAAAGCACGGGGACAGUGAAAUGGGGAAACGAGUUGGUAAAAAACUUAUUGAGCUUCAACCCCACCAUGAUGGGUUUCAUGUUAUACUCUCCAAUAUAUAUGCUUCAAAGGGAAACUGGGACAAUGCUGGCGAUGUUAGAGGUCUAAUGAUGCAGCAGGGUGUGGUAAAAACUCCUGGCUGCAGUAUGAUUGAAGCAGAUGGAAAUUGUUCAUGAAUUCUUUGCAACCGACUAGUCUUGCUGACUCUCAUCACCGCAAACAAAGGAAAUAGAAGUAAUAUUGGAAUGAAAGGGUAAAACUAUCAAAUGCUAUUGGCUUUGUUAGGUUAGUAUAAUUAUUCUUACCAGACAAGAAUUUAUAUUCUGAUUUAUCCAGUUUUGCUAGAAAAAAACUUGUAAACCGUUAUAGAUCCUUUUUUUCUCCAAAACAUUAUAGAUUGAUUCAUCCUGAAAUCUGUGUUUGAUGAAGUUUCACUUUUCCACUUCAGCAUGUAACAUCUAAAAAAUUUCUAUCACUGUUUUUUUGUGUGAAUGUCUUUGUGUUUUGUAUUUUAAAGAUGCUUAUAACCAGUAAAUAGUAAUUCAUGCUUCAAGAGUUUCCGGAUAAACUUAUUGUGCGUGAAUUGAAAAGUUUUGGGGAUCGUGCAACAAAUUUUGAAGACAAAACGAUGAAGUCCAUUGCUGAACUUCAAAAGGUGUUUCAGGUAUGUUCCCAACCUUUGUACCGAAAUGAUAUUCUGUGGGUGUGCAUCUAAAAUCAGACGGGAAAGUGAAUUGCUGUUUUUUCUGAUAUGAAUUCUUUGGUAUGCUCCCUUAACUGUGUACUUUCUUUGCUUAUGCCCAGUACAAUGAACCGACAGGAAAUACAGUAUUAAGGUGUGAGCCUACUGUUUCAACUAAAUAGGAUACUGAUGACCAAUUCAGCAGGUCAGGAUUGAAAAAUGCUAGGGACUGUAAGUCUAUAAUUGAGAUGUUUCCAUUGAUGUUAAAUGAUAUACUCUCUUGCUCCCCAAAUCAGGUUGUGGGUCUGACUGUCCCCAUGCUUAUUAAGAAACUGUAAUUGUGUGAUUUAGAUUAAUGCAGUGAAGAGAGAAACGAUAUGGACCACACCGUUAUUCUCUUAAAAGAUAAAAUGAACCUUAUUCUGAGAUGGACAAAAAAUUGAAAACGUGAAUUUUUUUAAUGUUUCCCCUAAAUUUUCUACCAUUAUUGUGCGAUUGCAGUAUGAUGAUCGUUCGUGCCUUGGAGGAGGUUGUCCUGCAUUUGCUGUUAUUGCGGCAAGCCCACUUCGGUAAUGAGGUCAUCGACGAGUGUGGACCCUGGAAGACAGUGAGCACGCUUUGUUGGCGAAGGGAUAUGUGCAAUGAGCUCGUUGAUGGCAAGAAAGGCCGAAAGACCAUUCAUUCAUCUAAAGACUGAAUUUUUAUAACUGAAGUCUGAAAAUUUUCGUCAACAAAAAACCCAAUAAGGUUAGGGUCUGGAGAAGGUGUGUGUAGAAAUUACCCCCCGAGAAAGGCCUUACUAGGUAGUAGAGGGGGCGUUCCUAGGAAACCCAUGGCUAAAGCAAACUCGCAAAGAAGGUUAACAUGUUGAGAAAAAAAUCCAUCAAAAAACUCGCAAAGAGGGUGUUUCAAUAAUCAUUAAUCUAUUAUAUAUAUAAAAGUAUAAUCAAAAUUGAGUUCUGCAUCUGACGGUCCGAUUUUAAUUUUAUUUUCGAUCCGACGUUCCAAUUUUAGAGUGGCAGUUUUGUAAUAACAUAGAGAUUGAAGUGCAAGCCUAGAUAUACGGUUUAUCUCUUCAACGACAACCGUCACCUUCUAUCCCACUCAUGUGCGAUCACCGAUGAUAUGAAGCAUUCAAGCAAGUCUGGAUCGAGAGAAAGACGCAGAAAGGGGGAACUAUGAAGCAAUCCGGCGUGAAGGAGAGAUCAAUGAUUACUUUGAAAGCAAAUGAGUUGCAGAGAAGAUUUGCUUAAAGUUGAUCUGCGUGACAAGACAUGAUCUGUAGGAUAAGGCAAACUCUCCCUUGAUCAAGAGUGCCGUGGAUGGAGAACUCUCUUCCUCCAGAGUGUCGUGGAUCAUGAAGCGGCAUUACACGGAGGAGGGCACACUUGUGAUUACCGGUGCGAAAUCCAAACACCACAAGUACUUCGAGGGGUAACGCUCUGGCAGCCGCCUCUGUCAAACCCGUGAAGAGCUACGCUCUGAGCCGUGCAAUGCGUAGGAAAGAUUCCUCGUGCCGGAGAGAGAUGACGCAGAGAUAGGGGCUAACGAUGCAGAGAAGACAGACGACAAUGCCGGGCUAGGGUUUCAACCUCAACACAUCCGACGAGGCACACUAACAGGAACAGGGAAGAAACUGGCCGGUGACAAUGACUUGGGCUAUGAACUUUAGUUAUGGACGGCAUCGUUGGACAACAACAAAGGAAGAACAUUCAGCAAAGGUCAUACACAAGGCACACUGACGUGGAUUAUGACGGUGAUGGAUUCUCAGAGUGCAGUUUUCUCUAUCAGUAGGCACACUGACCUGGAUUAUGAAGGUGACAACCCCAAAGGUAUGGCACACUGAUUGGGAAGGGACAUACAACCUCUUGCUCACUAUAUCCUUCUUCCUUUCCUCCCCUUUGCCACGUACUUUACAUAAAAGCUCGUGUUUACUGAACCUCCUUCGAAGGACAAUGAGGCAGAGAGAAAGGCUGGCCAGACACGGACGGCAUUUUUCGUAAUUAACUUUUUUUAAGUGAAAUUGCAUUUGGCUUCAACUUCAAGUUUUUUGAAGAUAUAUAAAGAAACUCUAUUUAUAGUCACCUUCUUUGCAUUUAGUGGCAGUUGCAAAACAGUCCUUAAUUAGGCCAAACAUGUGCAAUUUUAAGCAUUUGAUUAACCCAUGUUAAAUUUGCAUUAUAUCAUCACAUUUUCCAUUCAUGUAAGUCUCACAAUUAUCUCAUGAGCUAUAUUGCCUGAGUAUAGACCACAAUAUAAAUAUAGGUUUCUU
Messenger RNA from Cuscuta campestris, 5138 nucleotides. Lineage: Eukaryota; Viridiplantae; Streptophyta; Magnoliopsida; Solanales; Convolvulaceae. The record is from the annotation of a GenBank genome assembly.